AUGUCUUUGCAGAAAGGAGCAUCCGCGUUAAGAGAUUUAGUGGAUAGAUUUCCUCAGCCAGGUCAAAUCCAAAGACGAGUCCUCCAAAGAACCGCCCAGGAGACCGUCGAUGCUCUGCCAGGCCUUCUGCACAAACGCAGUGCGUACAAUGAGGCCCAUCAGUCUAAGAAAGAAUCGGCAAAUUCCCUCCCUCGCCUACACCCCAACAAUUGCCCACACUUUCCAUCACCCGCGACAAUCAAAGUCAUCAAUGACGAUACUCUUAACGUCGCCAUUACCCUUGCUCAAAAUGCAAGAGCCCACAAUUUCAACUCAGGUGUUUCAAACCUGCGCCCAAUAAUAAUCAACUUUGCAAGCCACCGAAAACCUGGCGGGGGCUGGCUGAACGGCGCCAUGGCACAGGAGGAAUCGAUCUGCUAUCGCAGCUCACUGUCACUAAGCCUUGAUUACAGUGAUUACCCGCUCGCUCUUGAUGAGUUGAUAUACAGCCCCUACAUCCUCAUCAUGCGGAGUGACCUCGUCUCCGGACAUAAUCUGCUUGAGCCGUCCUCUGCCACACCACAGGAUCUUCCCGUUAUCAGCGGAAUCACGAUCGCUGCUGUCCAUCAACCUGCACUUCGGACAGUGUCGAUGGGUAAUUCCCACAUCAGGAUAAGCGACGAUGCCCUACGCUCACACCGCAGUUCACCUUCACCAUCAUCCAUCUACCUUUGUACUCGACAAAUCUUUGCACGUAAAAGGGAUAUCAAACUUACCAAAAUCAAAAUGAGGCUAGCACUUCGUGCAGCAGCACUCAAAGGGCAUGUGAUGUUAGUUCUUGGAGCCUUGGGCUGUGGGGUCUAUGCGAAUCCCCCUGCUGAGAUUGCGAAGUUCUGGCUCGAGGUUCUGAGGGAGGAUGAGUUUCGCGGGAACUGGUGGCGCGAAGUGUACUUUGCUGUCUAUGACACCAAGAGCAAAGGCACUUAUGAGACUUUUAGACAAGUUUUGGAUGGGAAAAAAAGUUUAGUUGGUGUUUUCAGUUUCUAA
Penicillium pulvis is the source of this 1026-nucleotide messenger RNA. RefSeq lists its product as uncharacterized. The record is from RefSeq and is a predicted model, not a curated record. The transcript is spliced from 2 exons. The coding region runs from base 1 to 1026 and encodes 341 amino acids. NCBI's taxonomy places the organism in Eukaryota, Fungi, Ascomycota, Eurotiomycetes, Eurotiales, Aspergillaceae.